Molecule: messenger RNA, 771 nt
Organism: Insectozyma verbasci
Lineage: Eukaryota; Fungi; Ascomycota; Pichiomycetes; Serinales; Debaryomycetaceae
Source: the annotation of a GenBank genome assembly
AUGUCAUUAAAGUCAAUAAUACAAUCAUACAAAUAUACAGAGGAUGAAGAUAUAAAGGUAGAACAACUCAAGACUACAAAAGUCACAAGUCCUAAAAAGAUUAAAAAAACAACGAAAGAUGUAUCACCAAAAAAGAAAGUCAUAAAUUAUACUCAACUUCAAGAUUUGCAACCAUCUUUAAAACCAGAUUUAAAACUUUUAUUCAUUGGAUUUAACCCAGGUGUAGAAUCAAGCUUAACCCAACAUCAUUAUGCUCAUCAUUCAAACUUAUUUUGGAAAUUAUUCAACCAGAGUCAAGCAUUAUCAAAAGUCACGAAUGGUGAAUUUUCAUUCAAAUGUACACUGGAAUUAGAUUUCGAGUUAAUUAAGUACUCUAUUGGUUUUAGUGAUUUAUGUUUACGAUGUACUAAACAAGCUCACGAGUUAACAAAUGAUGAAAAAUUAGAGAAUGUGCCUAGAUUAUACACCGAAAUUAAAGAUAAUAAUGUGAAGAAUGUAGUUAUUAUUGGGAAAGGUGUUUGGGAGAUGAUUGUGAAAUAUGAAAUGCUAAAUAUGGGUAAGAAGAAGUUUAAGUUGAGUAAGGAUAAUUUUGUAUGGGGUGAGGUCAAAACGGGGGCUGAUAAGGAGUAUAAUUUGAUUAUUGAGAAUAUGUAUGAUAAAUUGAGUCAGGGUUGUAAAUUAUUUGUGUUUCCUAGUACUUCUGGUUUGGUUGCUAGUAUGAAUUUUCAAGAUAAAUUGAAAUUAUGGCAAGAUAUGGUUGAUAAAAUAUGA